AAUGAAAAAGGGAAUAAAAUAUAGAAAAGGUGAUUCGAUGCGAUGACACUACCUGUGGUGGAGAUGGCGCCAAGAGACUCUCCCCCAUUCCCUUUUCGUUCUUUUUCUAACGAACCCCACUUCCUUACCAAUUCAUAUCCUAACAAACCAAUCAAGUUCACUCAUUUCGCUUAUUCUUCUUCCUUGAUUUUUUUCUUCUUCUUUUCAAUAUCCUUCUCUCUUCUCGACCAUCUUCUCCGGCGGCGCAAAAGCUUUCUUUCAGUGCGAAUCACCGGAAACGACUGCCGUAAACUUUCUGGCAACUGAUCGGAGAUGAGUUCGGCGGGAAAUCCCAACUGGGUUUUUGAUUACAGCUUGAUAGAAGACCUUCCGACCCUUGAGCCGCCUGGCUUCGCUUGGCCUUCUCACUCGUUUACAACUCCCACUGAUCUCAGCGUGGACUUUGAUGACUCAUUUGCCAACGAUGAUGGGCUUAAGGAAACUGGCUCCCGGAAGCGGGUGAGACCUGGAUCAUGCAGUACCACCGGUUCAAAGGCUUGUAGAGAGAAAAUGAGGAGGGAUAAACUUAAUGACAGGUUCCUUGAACUGGGUUCUAUUUUGGAUCCUGGAAGACCUCCCAAAAUGGACAAGGGUGUUAUAUUGGGUGAGGCUGUUCGAAUGGUUAACCAAUUACGAAUGGAAUCCCAGAAGCUAAAGCAGUCGAAUGAGAGUUUGCAGGACAAGAUAAAUGAGCUUAAGGCUGAGAAGAACGAACUUCGUGAUGAGAAACAAAGGCUAAAGGCAGAAAAAGAUAUUCUUGAUAAACAAGUAAAGGCCAUGACUUCACAACCAAGUUUCAUGCAUCCUCCUGCAAUGCCGUCUCCAUUUGCCAGCCCUGGCCAAGUUGUCGGUGGCAAACUGGUGCCUUUCGUUGGUUACCCCGGACUCUCCAUGUGGCAAUUCAUGCCGCCAGCUGCAGUCGAUACCUCACAAGAUCAUGUACUUCGUCCUCCAGUUGCAUAACUUGACCUUAGGCAGGCCUUGUUUUUCAGGUCUGCAACUGUGCAGUAAGGAGCCAUUUUCUUUUUCUACUUACAAACGUCGUUCCGGGAUACUUCAGUUGUUUUCUGGGGAUAAUUUCAAAGGUUCUUUUUAACCAUUUUGGUAAAUUUGGUUUACCAAUUUUGAUUACUCUAGAACAAAUGUUGCUGAGCAUUAAUUUAGAGACAUAUUUGGAGGCAUUGGUUAGAAAUGUAAUGUAAUGAUCCAACUUAUUCUUGUUACCUCUAUUUCCCUUGACAUAUAUGAACUAUUUUAUUAUUAAUUUGUUUGUUUUACUGUAACUACGACACUAACAGUGGUUCUUAAGAAAUUUGUGUGGCAA
Molecule: messenger RNA, 1363 nt
Organism: Cannabis sativa
Lineage: Eukaryota; Viridiplantae; Streptophyta; Magnoliopsida; Rosales; Cannabaceae
Product: transcription factor ILR3
Exons: 5
Coding region: 313-1002 (229 amino acids)
Biological process (GO): intracellular iron ion homeostasis; regulation of DNA-templated transcription
Molecular function (GO): protein dimerization activity; DNA-binding transcription factor activity
Source: RefSeq, a predicted model, not a curated record